AUGAAGGUGGCCAUGGAAAAAGACUUGGGCAAGCAAGUAUUUGCCUAUUUUCUCAAUGCCUUUCCCAACUCCGCCCAAUAUAUUCUUGGCCCAUUUUUCUCCGCCUAUCCGGAGGAGGUGGCCAAAGUGUGGGUGACGCAACCAAGAAGUGGCCCAACCUAUUUUUCAGACUUCACAUGGGCAUCCGUUUGGGAGAGCGCCAAGCCAUUUAAAGGUUGGCCGACGGGAACCCCCCUCAAAUCGGAUCCCACCGCAACAAAGGAGGCCCCAUCAAAGAAAGCAUCAUCCGCCGCCGGGAAGGCCGAUCACUCAAGCUCGGCGGAUGGCAAGUUUGAUUGGUAUCAUUGGUUCAAGGCAUUGGAACCAAAAUUGAAGGGCCAUUGGAAGAAAAUUGGGAUUUAUGAUACAUUGCUCCUAUGUGCGGGGAGUCCAUUUCCUGCGACCGAUCUCUCAUCAUUGCGGCCCUAUGCUUUUGGUCUUCCUCCACCAAUUGCAUGA
Molecule: messenger RNA, 498 nt
Organism: Prunus armeniaca (apricot)
Lineage: Eukaryota; Viridiplantae; Streptophyta; Magnoliopsida; Rosales; Rosaceae
Source: the annotation of a GenBank genome assembly